AUGAGCGCGAGCCCAAAUGGCAGCCCUACGUCCCCCGACCUGGCCAAGGAUCUUCUCCUACGUCCCGAAGACCGCAACGGCGUGAGCGACCACCUCCCACCAAACUAUCCUACUACUAUCUCCGCGUGGAGGAGCGCCCAGAUCGCCGGGGAUGGCCUCGAGCGGCUCUGUUCCCUCGUGGCCGGGCAGAGACACGCAAACUCUGUCACACAAGCGUGUGUCUCCCUAGCCACAGAUGAGCACAUAAGAGAGCAAUGGCAAGCUCUAGACUCCCAGCAUGACCUCCCCUUACACGGCGUCCCCUUUGCCGUGGAUGAAAACAUGGGAGCCAGGGGAUCCAACCUCGGCCCAGAAACUACAGAGCUUGCAACUACCCUCACCGGCAGCGAUUCUCCAGUGGUGGCCAGGCUGAAGGCGCAAGGCGCCAUCUUGAUUGGGAAGAUCAAAAUGGACCUGCAGGAGACGAGGUCGGUCGUUUCUUGCCGCCCAGACGACUCUGCGCCAAAUGCCAACUUGAAAUAUGUGAGCGCAGGAUCGGGGAGUGCCAUGGUGGUGGCCCUCGGCGUGGUCCCAUUCGCCUUGGACGCCGACACGGACGUCUCAGGGCGAAUGCCUGCGGCCCUCAUCAACACUGGCAUAUAUGGAUUGAGGGCUACAAAGGGAGCUAUCAGAAUACGAGAUGGGGACCAGGCCUGCGAGUCCCUCGAUUCUGUCUGCAUCUUCACCACGACAGCGGAUGACGCCGAGACGAUCAUGUCUCUUGUUGAAGACCGAGACGCCCCCUCCGGAAAUAUGCCCAUCUCUAUCCCGAGCAGUGACGAUUUAGAUGACUUCGGCUCUGCUGCACUGGACAGCUUACCACCAUAUCUGGCUGUGGCCGAUCAACUCAGCUGGUUCGGCAAGAGGAGUCAUUCGGCUGCUUACGCGGCAGCGCUGCAGGAGGCCAGGCGUCUGGGAUGGCACCUCGUGCCCCGAGAUCUCAGCAGCCUGUUCGAGCUCGGAAGGCGGCUGGCUGACGGAGCCUCAACCGCCGACGCCCUCGCCGACGACGACCUCCGCCAGAGCCUCAAAGAGAUCCUCACGCAGCUGCAAAGCUUCCAUGGAAUUCUCCUGCCCACGAUUGCGACGCCCGAGCAGGUCGUACAAGACCCCACCCGACAGGGCUCCAAGCUGGGCACCUACACGGGCUUCGUCAAUCUCCUCAAUUGCUGCGCCAUCACCUUUCCCGCAGGGUUCCGGCAGGACAACCUCCCCUUCGGGCUGACGUUGAUAUCGAGCCAGGGGCAGGAGCACAAAUUGCUACGGAUCACCCGCCAAUGGGUUGCCGGCGAGUCGCGCCCUUCCGGGGCCACUUACUCUUACCUCACGACAACAGCACCAGGGCCAACGACACGUAAAAACGCUACUCCAUUACCUAAGAGCAACGUAGAGCUUGCAGUCGUCGGUGUGCGCCUGACCGGGAGCGCCCUCGGCCGGGACCUGGCCUCCCGGGGCGCAAAGUUGGACCGCGUGACCACGACGGCAGCGUCGUACCGCCUCUAUACCUUGGACCAUUUUGUCUAUCCCGCUGGUCUGGGGCGGAUGGGUCCUGGAGAGACGACCAAUGGUGGCCGGGAGGUCGACCUCGAGAUUUGGAGUCUCCCCAACUCGGCCCGCGACAGCCUCGCGACGAGCAUCGGCCCUCCUCUGGCCCUGGGCUCCAUUGAGCUCAAGGACGGCGGCUCGGCCUGCGGGUUUGUAUGUGAGGCGCGGGACCCUGCCGGAGCCACCGAGAUCACAGACCUGCGCGCCUGGGAGGCCCAGAUGGCGAAACAGCCCGCAGAGCCGCCCCCGAGGCGGCGCAUCGCCCGGGUGCUCAUCGCCAACCGCGGCGAGAUCGCCGUGCGCAUCAUCAGGACGCUGCGGAGGAUGGAGAUCGAGGCCGUGGCCGUCUACUCGGACGCCGACGCCGACACGGCCCACGUGCGGGAUGCAGACGUCGCGCUGCGGCUCCCGGGGGCCACCGCCGCCGAGACAUACCUCAACGCCGACCGGAUCCUGGCGCUGGCCAGGUCGGCGUCUGCUGAUGCCAUCAUCCCCGGCUACGGGUUCCUGGCCGAGAACGCCGGUUUCGCCCGCAGGGUCGAGGCCGAGGGCAUGCUGUGGAUCGGCCCGUCACCCCCGCAGAUGUCCAAGCUGGGCCUCAAGCAUACCGCCCGGAAGAUAGCCGCCGCGCUCGGCAUCCCGGUGAUCCCCGGGGGCUGGCCGGUCAGAUCUGUGGAGGAGGCACUGGACAGGGCCCGGGAGGUUGGUUUCCCGCUCAUGCUCAAGAGCAGUGCUGGAGGGGGCGGCAUCGGGCUCAGACGCUGUGACGAGGCCAGUGAGCUUGAGGAGGCCAUGCAGAGCGUGCAACGGCUCGCGGAAACAAACUUCGGCAACGGCUGUGUCAUCCUGGAGCGCUUCAUCACAAGGGCCCGCCACGUCGAGGUCCAGAUACUCGGAAACGGCAGUGGCCGGGUCAUAACAGCUGGCGAGAGGGACUGCUCCCUGCAGCGGCGUUACCAGAAGGUGGUGGAGGAGAGUCCUGCCCUGAUGGUCCCGGACGAGGCGAGACUGCGGAUGAGGGAUGCCGCCGUCCGGCUCGUCUCGGCGCUGCACUAUCGAACCGUCGGCACCGUCGAGUUUCUCUACGACAUGGACACGCAGGGCUUCUACUUCCUCGAGGUAAACACCAGGCUGCAGGUUGAGCACCCCAUCACCGAGGCGGUCACGGGGCUUGAUCUCGUCGAGGCCAUGAUACAGAUCGCCGCCGACGGGGGCCAAGAGCUCUUCCGGAAAUAUCCCGACGGCGUGGUCCCCGUCACGGGCGUCGCCAUCGAGGCCAGGCUAUACGCCGAGGACCCAUCGCAGGGUUUCCGCCCCUGCGCCGGACGUGUCCUCGAGCUCGAGCUGCCGCUUUCCGACCUGCGGGUAGACACCUGGAUCUCCCGCGGCGCAGAGGUGUCGGCUUGUCAUGACCCGAUGCUGGCGAAGCUUAUUGCCAGGGGCAAGGACCGCCGCGAAGCAGUUGCGAGACUGGCCGAGGGCCUUGGCGCGACGAAAGUCGGCGGGAUCGAGACCAACCUUGAAUACUUGAAGCAGCUGGUUGCUUCCGCAAUGUUCCAGUCCGGGGACUACACGACACGGUCUCUCGAAGACUUCCGUUAUACUUCAGCGUCUUUCAGAGUAGUCGAGCCUGGCUGCCUGACGACGAUCCAAGACUGGCCCGGGCGGACUGGGUACUGGAACAUCGGAGUUCCUCCUUCUGGUCCCAUGGACGACUUGUCGUUCAGGAUUGCGAACCGCCUCGUUGGAAACCAACAGGGUUGUGCUGGGCUUGAGUGUACCAUGACAGGCCCAUCUCUGAUUUUCCACUGUGAUGCCAUUGUUGCCGUAGUUGGCGCGGUGGCCUCAGUUCACAUCGACGAGAAACAUGCGCCCAUGAACCAGGCACUCUGCGUCCCAGCGGGAAGCACCUUAAAGGUAGGCUCGGUGGAGUCGGGCGCUCGUUUCUACAUCGCUAUCCGUGGCGGUAUCGAUGUCCCCCUCGUCAUGGGCAGCCGUUCAACGUUCGAGCUCGGCCAGAUGGGAGGCUCCGCCGGCCGGAAGCUGCAGCGUGGAGACCUCAUAUCACUGCUAGACUCUUCCAAGCCCGGUAUCAUCGACGGUGGUUCUCUACCUGCCUCGCCACAGAUGCCGAUCCCCAGACAACCAGGCGCGGAGUGGACAAUAGGUGUUGUGCCAGGCCCCCACGGCGCACCGGAUUUCUUCACGGAGCAGGAUAUCAAUUCCCUUUUCGGGAGCAAGUGGACCGUCCACUACAACAGCAACCGCCUCGGUAUCCGUCUGAAGGGGCCGAGGCCGCAGUGGGCGAGGCAGCACGGCGGCGAGGCGGGCCUCCACCCAUCUAACAUCCACGACAGCCCGUAUUCGAUCGGGAGCGUCAGCUUCACCGGCGACGAUGCCGUCGUGCUCACGCGCGACGGGCCUAGUCUCGGUGGCUUCGUCGUAUUCUGUGUUGUUGCCUCGGCAGAGAUGUGGAAGCUGGGCCAGGUGAGGCCUGGCGAUUCCAUCAGGCUCCUGCCAGUCGCCACUGAGAAGGCCCUCGCGCUCAAUGCUGAGCUUUCUUCCUCCAUCGACCACCUCACCCCUCUGCCGGGCUUGACAUGGCCAGAACCCAAAACUACCACCCGCCCCACCGACCCAGUGAUCCUAGGCACGACUACACACCACAACAAGCAGAGGAUCCAGUUCCGACGGGCGGGCGAUUCCGCGCUGCUGCUCGAGUUCGGCGAAGCCAGCACCUUCAACCUCCGCCAGAGCUUCGAGAUCCUCGCCUUCGUCCGGCACCACCAGCACCGGCAGGCCAUACCGGGGGCCGAAGAGCUGACGCCCGGCGCCUGCACGCUCCACGUGAGGUUCUCCCCCCACAACACCUCGCACCAGACCAUGACGGACCGCCUCGCCAGGCACAUGCGGUCCUACGCCGUCCCGGGCCGGGUGCCCUCCCGCCGCGUCCGGCUCCCGCUCGCCUUCGACGACGCCGCCACCCGCGCGGCCGUCGCGCGGUACGCCGCCACGGUCCGCGCCGGCGCGCCCUGGGUGCCUAGCAAUGUCGACUUCCUCGCGCGGCUCAACGGCGUGGGCAGGGGUGUCCUGCGGGACGUCGUGGGGGGCUCCGAGUUCCUGGUCCUCGGCCUCGGCGACGUGUACCUGGGCUCGCCCUGCGCCGUGCCGCUUGAUCCCCGCCAUCGACUCUUCGGGACCAAAUAUAACCCCUCGAGGACGUUCACCCCGAAGGGGGCUGUCGGUAUCGGGGGGCAGUACAUGUGCAUCUACGCGGCCGAAUCUCCCGGUGGCUACCAGCUCGUAGGACGAACCGUCGACAACAUCUGGGCCCCCACAACAGGCGCGGGUCCCGCGGCAGGUGACCCGCAGCAGCAUUGCCUGUUCGACAUCUUCGACCGCAUCUCGUUCUACCCCAUCACCGAGGCCGAGCUCGACGCCGCCCGGUCAUCCGGGGCCCAGCGGGGGCUGGUCCGCAUCGAGGACGGCGUGCUGGACCUCGAGGCGCAUGAGGCCUGGGAGGACGCGCACCGCGGGGAGAUCGAGGCGUCCGCGGCCCAGAGGGACCGUGCGAUAAGGGCGGCUCCCUUCCUGGACGAGUUGAUCCGCCCCCGCGAGGAGGCGACUGCUACGAACGGCGCAUGCAGUCAGGACGGGCCGCCGGAUAAUGGAGAAGAGGGCCAGUUCGAUGGUUGCGAGAGGGUGGAGGCCGGUAUUCCGGGGCGGUGCUGGAGGCUUCUCGUCAAGGAAGGUGAGGCAGUGAAAGCAAGGUCGGUAUUGGCGAACCUGGAGUCCUGCAAGAUGGAUGUACAGAUCUUGAGUCCCGUUGAUGGUGUCUGUGUGAAGAUACUGGUGAAUGAAGGGGCUGUUGUCGACGCCCAUGAUACCCUGAUGCUAGUUCGACCUCACUCUGAACAGAAGCCACAGGACAUUUGAUAUAUCUACAGGCUAGAGAGGGAUACGCCAGUGGCAUUAAUCAUCCAUGAGAGAUCGCAAAUUGCACCAGCAUCUAAUUUUGGGUGGUUUCGCUUGUAUUCCGUAUGAUGUCGAUAACUGUAGUUAAAAAUUACGAUAGGUGCUUGUGGCCUCAGCCUUGCGACAGCACAGACAAGGCUAAAGGGCACCGUCUUGACGAAGUAAACCCGUCCCCCAUAUGCACGCAACACUCUCUAUUCAGCCCUCACCUGCUCCAACCCGUGUGCACCUCGGAGACUUUUACGAGACACUGCCACAGCCGCUAAUCCUCCGAGACACACUCGCGCGGUGAAAGCCGCACCGCCGAGCCAGAGAAUCUUAAAAGGGAGGCGCCGCUGCCAGAACCAUGGCCGAAAUGCACAAGUAAGACGCACGAACACGGGCAUUACGGUGAGCGAGCAGCUGGCCGCUAUGUGCGCCUUCUUCCACCUCGGCGGCAGUGGCUCGGCCUGAGCUGCAGUGUGUAUUUCACCGUGGUCCCAGAUGCCGUCGUAUGCAGGCACGGGGCCAGUUGGGAUCUUGUGCUGGUCCUUUGCGAUGGCAGCGUGGGCCCAGUCCCCGGAUUUGGUAGCACAAUACCAGACAGCGGCCCAGAAUGCGGAAAUCCCGCAGGUGUUCAGAGUUCUCGGGUAUCCAAUAUAGUGUUGGCGGAUGCGGUGGUGCCAUAGACCGUCGGAGGCCAUCCCGAUGAUGGUCAAGAAUUGCAUUGUUCUCUUAAUCUCUGCAGGUGAGUCCGACGAUUUGGUCUUCUGGGGGCCGGAACCCGGCUUCUCGUCAUCGAGUGAAUUCGACCUUGUUCCAGACAUUGCAACUCUGUGGACUCAAGGGACCACGAUGGUGGGUUGGCGCCUGAGGGGAUUUGAAUUAUUGCAGAUGUCAACACGGGGCGUCUCCUGCGCGAAUAAAGUUCUUGGUGGGCAGAAUUGUGGCAGAAAGACCGACUUGAAGUCCGUUGUCCAGGUAACUACCUGGUAUUGAAACGAACAAGAUCUCGCACUGGCAAACAUCAAUGGGGUCAGCAAACGUCAGCCACGGUUUU
This is a messenger RNA of Diaporthe batatas, 6598 nucleotides long. RefSeq lists its product as uncharacterized. The record is from RefSeq and is a predicted model, not a curated record. Gene Ontology annotation, cellular component: mitochondrion. The transcript has 3 exons. NCBI's taxonomy places the organism in Eukaryota, Fungi, Ascomycota, Sordariomycetes, Diaporthales, Diaporthaceae. The coding region runs from base 1 to 5520 and encodes 1839 amino acids. Gene Ontology annotation, molecular function: methylcrotonoyl-CoA carboxylase activity; metal ion binding; ATP binding.